AUGUCGGUCCUGCUAGAAACGAGCGUGGGCGACAUUGUGAUCGAUUUGUUGGUUGAACAUGCGCCGAAGCUUUGCGAAAACUUUGUAAAGCUUUGCAAAGUCAAGUACUACAACUUUUCGCCCGUCCACUCUGUGCAAAAGAACUUUUCAUUCCAGACAGGCGAUCCCCUUGGACCACUCUCCAAGGAGUCUGAUGGAGGCUCUUCAAUAUGGGGUCACAUAUCCGCGGAUCCUGCGAAACGAUCAUUCCCUGCAUUUUUUCACCCGAAGCUGAAGCACGUCGAACGCGGCACUGUUAGCAUGGCCACCGCCCCUCUCUCCUCCGAUCCUGCAACGCGGCUUGCUGCUUCUCAAUUCAUAAUCACACUUGGCGAAGAUACCGAUUUCUUGGACGGCAAGGCGGCUGUAUUUGGCAAGGUUGUGGAGGGGUUUGACGCCCUGGAAAAGAUCAACGAAGCCAUCGUCGAUGACAAGGGCUAUCCCUUGAUCGAUAUCCGGAUUAAACACACCGUCAUAUUGGAUGACCCGUAUCCAGACCCGUCUGGCUUAAGGGAACCUAGUUCAAGUCCUCCCCCAACCUCCGAGCAAUUGAAGACGGUCCGCAUUGCUGAUGAAGCCGCCCUGCACGAGGACGAUGGGGUAGACGAAGCCGAGCUGGAGAGGCGGCGGCGCCAAAACGAGGCCAACGCGCAAGCCUUGACACUGGAGAUGAUGGGAGACUUGCCAUUCGCAGAGGUUAAACCGCCGGAGAACGUGCUCUUCGUUUGCAAACUGAAUCCCGUGACGGGCGACGAAGAUCUGGAGCUUAUUUUCGGCCGAUUUGGCAAAAUUUUGAGUUGCGAGGUCAUUCGAGACGCCAAAACGGGAGACAGCUUACAGUAUGCCUUUAUUGAAUACGAAGACAAGGCAUCGUGUGAAACCGCUUAUUUCAAGAUGCAAGGAGUUUUGAUAGAUGACCGAAGAAUACAUGUCGACUUUUCCCAGAGUGUCAGCAAAUUGAGCGAUGUCUGGAGGAAAGAUACAAAUAGCAAACGACGUGCUCAUGCUUCUCGUGGUGGCUGGGGAGGCGUCGAGGAACUUGAAAAGAGGAGGCAGUACAGAGCCGAAAUGGAUGCCCCAGAAAAGAACAACUACGGCAUGGUAUAUGGUAACGAAGAGAUGAAGGGGCGCCACCAGCUUGGCGGACCAACGAGCCGCAAAGGGGAAGACUUCUCCUCAAGGGAAGAGAGUCGGCGAAAAGAUCACGGCAGUCGAAGUCGCAGUCCGCAUAGACGGGAAGAAGCUCGUGAUAGACAACAGUGGCGACGGGAUGUCGACUACCGCGGGGCUGGAAGAGACGGGGACCGCAGAGAACGGAGUUAUAGAUCCGGUGACAAGGAUGAGAACAGACCAAGAGAAAGGGAAAGGGACCGAGAUCGACACCGAGACCAAGGCAAAUAUCACGACCGUGACAACUCGUACCGCCGGAAAUGA
Messenger RNA from Pochonia chlamydosporia 170, 1473 nucleotides. RefSeq names its product peptidyl-prolyl cis-trans isomerase-like 4. The transcript has 2 exons. NCBI's taxonomy places the organism in Eukaryota, Fungi, Ascomycota, Sordariomycetes, Hypocreales, Clavicipitaceae. Gene Ontology annotation, molecular function: peptidyl-prolyl cis-trans isomerase activity; RNA binding. Gene Ontology annotation, cellular component: nucleus. The coding region runs from base 1 to 1473 and encodes 490 amino acids. The record is from RefSeq and is a predicted model, not a curated record. Gene Ontology annotation, biological process: protein peptidyl-prolyl isomerization.